Nematocida minor is the source of this 609-nucleotide messenger RNA. Its product is annotated as transcription initiation factor TFIID subunit 12. The record is from RefSeq and is a predicted model, not a curated record. NCBI's taxonomy places the organism in Eukaryota, Fungi, Microsporidia. Gene Ontology annotation, molecular function: protein heterodimerization activity. The transcript has a single exon. Bases 1 to 609 code for a protein of 202 amino acids.
AUGAAAGAGCAAAAUCUUCAGAAGAAAAUACAGCAUCUGCAAAGCAUGCUGGGUGAAAUAAAUCGGUAUCUGCAGGGCUCUGCAUCCAAACCCCCGGGCAUGAUCUCCCGGCUGCUCGAUGAAAAAACGCGGUUGACCUCCCAGCUUCGAGAGCUCAACAACAUGUUUAUAGGAAAGUCUGAAGAACAGGAGGGCCAAAUAGGGAAUAUGUCUUCUGCAUACAGCGUGGCAGGAAAGAUGGAAAAAGGAAGAGAGUACCCGCACACCGAGCCGCAGUACAACGAUCCUCUGGACAAAAGAAUCGAUAUCGACGAUAUUCUUUUGGAGAUGGGGAUUAAAACAGGCGCAGACGAGUCGUCUAAAAGGAUCCUGCUAAGCGGUGCAGACAUUUUCAUCGACAAUUUAAUAUCCACUGCGUGCUCGGUGGCCAGAAAUAAAAACAUGGAGGAAAUUACAAAAGAGGAAAUACUCUUUGCGCUGCUGAUGGAAAGAAAAACAGAGCUGUACAACAGAGGCACGACUGUAAAACACAGAGACCCUGACAAAGAGCACACAAGGCGUCUUCAAAUGAUAAAAAAGGACCAAAAGAGGUAUCUGGGAAAUGAAUAG